AUGUCCCUGUUCAGUCUCGAAGACCCUUCAGUGGACCAGAUCCUGGAGGCUAUAGACGACGAGAUGGCGACGACGCGGAAGCAGCCCAAGGUGCUGCUGUUUGACAUUGGCGGCGUCUGUGUCGUCUCACCUUUCCAAGCCAUCUUGGACUAUGAGCUCAGCCUAGGCGUCCCUCCGGGAUGGAUCAACUUCUCCAUCUCCAAGUCGAAGCCCAAUGGCUUCUGGCACCGUCUUGAGAGGGGCGACAUCCCCGUAGACCAGGCCUUUUACGACGGCUUCAACCGUGACCUUCACAAUGCCGACCACUGGAAGGAGUUUUACCAGCGGGAACAGUCCAAGAACCCCAAGCUCCCGACAGAGCUGCCCCCAGUUCCCACCCUGGACGGCGAGUUUCUCUUCGACGAGAUGAUGACCAAGUCGCACGCCCCAGACCCGUGGAUGUGGCCCGCGCUGGAGAACCUUAAGAAGAGCGGCAAGUACCUGCUCGGCGCGCUGAGCAACACCAUCAUCUUCCCGCCGGGCCACAAGCUGCACUCGGCGGAUUACUUCAACGACCCGUUGCGGCGGGUGUUUGACGUCUUCAUCUCCUCGGCGCAUGUCGGCGUCCGCAAGCCCGACCCGAAGAUGUACCAGCUCGCGGUCGCCACGCUGGACAAGUUUGCGAGAGAGAACGCCGACUCUCCGCGUGGGAAGCAGCUUGGCUGGGCCGACGGCAUCAAGCCGGCCGACGUGCUCUUCUUCGACGACAUUGGCGAGAAUCUGAGAGAAGCCAAGGCGCAGGGGUUCAACACCUUCAAGGUGAACCUCGGCAGGGCGUACGAGGCGGUCGAGGAGCUGGAGAACGUCACGGGCCUGAAGCUGGAGGGGGACCACCCCAAGAUUCCGGUCAAGCCGCGACUGUCGCCGCCCCCCAAGGCCAGGAUAUGA
Messenger RNA from Purpureocillium lilacinum, 927 nucleotides. RefSeq lists its product as uncharacterized. NCBI's taxonomy places the organism in Eukaryota, Fungi, Ascomycota, Sordariomycetes, Hypocreales, Ophiocordycipitaceae. The record is from RefSeq and is a predicted model, not a curated record.